Messenger RNA from Triticum urartu, 963 nucleotides. The record is from RefSeq and is a predicted model, not a curated record. NCBI's taxonomy places the organism in Eukaryota, Viridiplantae, Streptophyta, Magnoliopsida, Poales, Poaceae.
UACUGCUCACAGGAGCGUGGUGGACACCUGUGCGUCGUCCAUGGCGCGGCUACCGCACGCGUCGCCUAUCCCGCAUGCCGCCAAGCUGUAUAAGACCCUCCCCACCCCGUACUCGAACCCUAGCUCCAUUCCCCUCGCUCUCUCGCUCACCAUCUUCGAUUUGGACGCGCCCGAUUACCCAACCGCCAUGGUCGUCGUCUUAGCCAUGGCCACCGUGGUCCCCGCCGGCUUGGAGCUUGUGCGGCAGCUCCAUCGUGGUCGUCUGCAUAUUCUACUCUACCGGAUCAAGGCCGGGGAGCAUCAUCCGCGACGCUCGCGCCUUCUUCCUCCGCCAUGGCCGUCCGACGCCGUCGUUCGAUCCGCAUCAUCCCGGCAACCUCCGGUCUCCCCGAGCUCUCCAUCGGUCUCACAACCCUGAGACCGGCGCUGAUGCCAUCGAGUUCGACUACGUUGUUGACGACCCCUCCUUGCCAGAGCAACCAGGCAAGCCCCCCCCCUUUGAUCAAUCAGAUAUCUCCCACUCUCUUCUCUCUUAUUCUUGCAUUAGGUUUGCUACUGUUGUUGAUUCGGUAGCUCCUAUUAAGUUGCAUAGCCUGUCAUUGUUGCUAGAAUUGUUGAUACCUUUACCUGCUAUCCUAAUGCUUAGUAUAGGAUGCUAGUAUUCCAUCAGUGGCCCUUCAUUCUUGUCCGUCUGCUAUGCUAUAUUAUCGGGUCAUGGUCACUUCGGGAGGUGAUCAUGAGUAUAUACAUACUACACUAUUAUACAUGAUACAUGGUGGUGACUAAAGUCGGUUCGGCUCGUAGAGUGCCCACAAGUGAUUCCGAUGUGGGGGCUGAAAAGACAGGUGGCUUGUAACGCCCUCGAUGCAGCUAUAUAUCCCACAUGUCGAAGCACGACUUAGAGGCAUAACCGCAUUGAAAGCAAUGUGACAAAUGAGGUAAUCUUCAGAACAACCCAUAUAA